Castor canadensis (American beaver) is the source of this 368-nucleotide messenger RNA. The record is from RefSeq and is a predicted model, not a curated record. Lineage: Eukaryota; Metazoa; Chordata; Mammalia; Rodentia; Castoridae.
GCGGGUGUGGAGGCUGUGACUGCGUCUUCGGCUGCUAGCCUUCGUAUCCAGCAGAAUGGCUCUGGAGACAGUGCCGAAGGACCUGCGGCAUCUGCGGGCUUGUUUGCUGUGUUCGCUAGUCAAGACUAUAGACCAGUUUGAAUAUGAUGGUUGUGAUAACUGCGAUGCAUACCUACAAAUGAAAGGUAACAGAGAGAUGGUAUAUGACUGCACCAGCUCUUCCUUUGAUGGAAUCAUUGCAAUGAUGAGUCCAGAGGAUAGCUGGGUCUCCAAAUGGCAGCGAGUCAGUAAGUGUCUCCCUUUCUCCUUAUCCUGGCCUAUGCAGUGUUGGUAUUAUGCCCCGAUGAAAGAGUCUUAAAUUAGUAGCG